AAAAAACUCUAAAUGUGAUCAAUUAAGUAGAAAUCUUGAGUUCCGUAUAGAGUUUGGUAAAAUUCGGUCUGAGAUUCAAUGAGUGUUGCAAUAGCAAACUGUAUUAAUCAUGUUGUGUGAGUGCCACUUCUUCGCUUGGAACAAAGCCAACACAACUAUGAUAACGUUAUUUGUUAAACGCAAUGCUGAUAAGACCAAGUUACUUGGCCACCAUUAGGGCGGGCCUGGGCCCAGCGAAAUAAGGCAUCGGAAGUUCGUAUUAUUACCGAUUGAGUGUGAUUUAUAGUAGUGUUGACUCAGCAUCGUUUACUAUUGUAGCAGGUGAAAACAUUUCAUAAUGGGCAUUGGCUAUGGAACUGCCGACGAGCAGCUGGAGAAACAAAUCGGCUGCGUGAAGUACACGCUCUUCUGCUUCAACAUUAUAGCCUGGAUGAUAUCAACGGCGCUGUUUGCGUUGACCGUUUGGUUGCGGGCCGAGCCGGGCUUCAAUGAUUGGCUGCGCAUACUGGAGGCGCAGUCCUUUUACAUUGGCGUCUAUGUGCUGAUCGCCAUUAGCAUAAUCAUGAUGGCUGUCAGCUUCCUGGGCUGCCUUAGUGCGCUUAUGGAAAACACGUUGGCUCUCUUUGUAUUCAUUGGCACGCAGAUAUUUGGUUUUAUUGCCACGGUUAUCGGCUCGGCUAUAUUGCUGCAGUACAGCACAAUUAAUUCGAGUCUGCAGCCGCUGCUGAAUGUCUCGCUGAGGCGAUUUGUGUCAACAUCUGAGUACACCUACUCCAACUACGUGCUGACCAUGAUACAGGAGAAUAUUGGCUGCUGCGGUGCCAGCGGACCGUGGGACUAUUUGGACUUGCGCCAACCAUUGCCCAGCUCGUGCCGCGACACUGUCAGUGGCAACGCCUUCUUCAGUGGCUGCGUGGACGAAUUGACCUGGUUCUUCGAGGGCAAAACUGCCUGGAUUGUGGGACUGGCCAUGAUAAUGGCAAUGCUAUCGGUGAUCUGCGGCGUUAUGAGCUUUGUGCUGGUCCAGGCCGUCAAAAAGGAAGAAGAGCAGGCCAGCAACUACAGACGCUAAAAGCCAAUACCAGCUUAUUGGAUAGCUAAGUUUAACAGCCUAGAACUGCCUGGGCGAGUGUAGAGUGCAACGAGUUAUAUGCAUCGUUAAUAGAUCUUAAGUUUUCAUUUCGAACAAUAAGUACGUUAAUAAACCAGGAGAAUAAAGCCCCCUUUGGCCUAUUAAAACUCCAACAUUAUG
Messenger RNA from Drosophila hydei, 1252 nucleotides. It is a transcript of the gene Tsp2A, whose product is annotated as tetraspanin-2A. Gene Ontology annotation, cellular component: membrane. The record is from RefSeq and is a predicted model, not a curated record. The coding region runs from base 338 to 1072 and encodes 244 amino acids. The transcript has 2 exons. Lineage: Eukaryota; Metazoa; Arthropoda; Insecta; Diptera; Drosophilidae.